This is a messenger RNA of Amoebophrya sp. A120, 4598 nucleotides long. The record is from the annotation of a GenBank genome assembly. Lineage: Eukaryota; Dinophyceae; Syndiniales; Amoebophryaceae.
AUGGUCGUUCACAAACACAACGGAGUCCACGCCGACCACGAGCGACAAUCGCCUCACAGCGAAGACGGUAACAAUUUGUUCUUGCCUUCCAAUAUUGAUUUACACGUACUACAGCUUCCAAUAUUGAUUUACACGUAGCUACACACCUCACUACGUAUGUCGGCUUCACUAUGAUGCUCGAGACUGUUUGGGCUGACUGCAAUUUUGAAGGCACGCGGGUUCAAAGCGGGUGGCUGCUGGGCCACACGAGAUGCCCUCGAGCCCAGGCCCUCCGGGAGAAAUCUGCUCGCUGAAACGUGAAAGCACCCUGGGAGUAUCUUUUUCGCCUAGCAGGGAGCACGCACUGUAUUCAUAUGAUACAAAAAAAUCACUCACUUACGAAUCUAUCAUAUGGUCGAUCUUUUCCAAUCCUACAGAAUUCUUCGAAGAUCCUGCGGAGCAGGAGGGUGUCGAUGAGACGCGAUUGCGAAUCGCGAAAGAGUAUUUGCGAACCAUCGCGGGAACGGACAGCAACAGCAUUGGCAAACGCAAACGAGUAGCAGAGGAUUUUGACAAACCGCAAGUCGCCGAUGCAACCUUUCAACUCGACACGCCGAUAUUUUUUCCUCGCGGACAUCAGGGCACAUGUACUAAUUUUUCAUGGUGGAGUCCUCUUUUUUUGUUCUGUGAACGCGAUCGCAGGCAAGGCUUACUCAGAUUGUUGCCGGGCCACAUUUGGAGUCAUUGUAUGUUCUGUACUUGGUUAGUGAGAACAGAUAACAGAUAGCGAGAAGUCGACUGGUUCUCGAUGCUGGAAGACUAGCGACGCCGUCCACGGCAGGGCUCUCUCACCAAGCUGACAGCACUUAAGACGUACAAUUAAACUCGAACACGGAAAAGAGAGGAAAAACCAAUAUCAGGUCAGGAUAUUCAAAACAGCCGAAAAGGCGGCCUCUCAGAGGCAAAAAGCAGCGCGAGCUUUUGCAAGUGUAAACGCAGGAGCCGCCUUUUUUAUAUAUGAUAAUGCCCGACACGGGUGGCAGAGCUUUUCAAUCGCGCAAGAAAGUAAUGCGUGUGAGUGCCUGUCGCUGUCAGCAUUGUUGUUGAAUUUUUCAAGAAUUUGCGCUCUCGUGGAUAUGCUUCAGAAGGUUUGCGCCUUCAGAGGAAUCUACAGAAGGUCGGGUUCAGAAGGUGGCAAAACUUCUGAAGAAUAUUUGAAAGAGGCAGAAUGAAAUUGCUGCACUUUGAUAAAAAGCGAAAAACCUUCUGAAGGUUUUGAACCUUCCGAAGGUUUAUCAAAGUGGCCUUCUGAAAGCUUGCUUUUUGUCUAAAAAGUUGCAAACUCUUCUGAAGGUCAAGAAAGUUCGACCGUCUGAAGGUUUUCAACGUUCUGAAGAUUUGGCCUUCCGAAGGUUUUUUUGCAUCUUUUUCACGUUUUUACUGUGAAGUUCAAAAAAACCUGCAGAAAGCACGACCGCCAGAAGGUUAAAAUAUUCACGAUUAUCCCGAUCCUAUUUUCAAGCAAAAAAAAUGCGUCUCUUGCUGAUUCUUCUGAAGGUCCAAGUCUUGACCUUCGACCUUCAGAGGUAUCUGCAUGAACCAGGUACCCUGGCCAGACCAGGCACCUGGGGCCAGGUACUAUUCUGGACCAGGUACCCUGUGGACCGGGUACCCGGGGAACUGGGUUGCCAGCAACCACGUCGGCCGCGCACUCCGGCCGUCUGCCGCCCGGCCUGGUCGUCCGCCGCCUGGUCUGCCCUUCCGACGCCCGGCGUGGCCGUCUGACGCCACACUCCGGAUCACCCGGCUCACUGGGCACCUGAUUCUCCGGGUUACCUGGUCCAGGGUACCUGGUCCGGUCCAGGGUACCUGAUCCCAGGGCGCGGCGCCUGGUUCGCGCCUUUGCAUGCCUUCAGAAGGGCUUAAAGGCUGUACGAUUAAUCGACCCCCUUUUCGAUACCGAAAAGGGGGGUAGAAGCGGGACUCUGACCGAGCUUACCCCCCCCACGCCCCCCUUUUCGAAAUCAAGGGGCUGUUUAUCGCGAAACCUAUCGCGAAUUUCAAUCCCAACGGCACGGCGCGCCUAACGCCUUUCGCCGCUUGGUUUUUUAAAAAGCGCAACGGCAGCCACAUGCGGCGGCCAGCUUCGAUGGAUUGCGAGGCGCACUACCGUGCGCAAAGUACACAGCGCCGACGCUAUCGAGCGAGUUCUCGUUUGUUCUUAUUCUUUUCAUAAAAAAAGAAGCGCAAGGGAAGCAAAGCGGAACCGACGCGCUUUCUGCUUCUCAAAAUAAAGCCGGCUCCCGAUCUCCGAAAACAAAGGGGGCGGCUUUCUUUCACAGAGCCCAGCAGCAGCACAGCUGCCCCGGUGUAAAUCAUCUCCAACUUGAUAGCCACCCCACUUGGUUGGAGACGUAGGCCGUGGACCUACUGCGCAAAAAAAAAAGCUGCUUCGCAGUAGCUUGGGCGCAGUUUGUAGACGUAGACCCACUGUGGAGCAGCUCUACCGCUCAAAAACGGAGGUGGUUCGCAAUGCAUCAUGGCGACGCUUCUUCUCCUGUGAAGUAGCUCUAUUGCACAAAAACAGGGCUGCCACGCAAUAGACCACCAGGGGGCAGCUACGUGCAGCCCAGCAUUGCACGACAACCACCCUCGGGAUGUUGAAGCGACCAUCUCAGCACUUCCUGCAUUUGGAAAAGCUGAGGCGGCCACUUUGACCACUGGGGCGGCACGUUCUCCGCUGCAUGUUCUCCGCUGCGCGCGCGCACCAGCGCGCGCCGCGAGCUUUUUCUCAGUUUGCGCGCGCGCAUCGCGCGCUUGAAGCCUUUUCUGUUGUUGCAUCCGUAUGCCGGUCCGCGCGCGCCCAAGAAAUUUAUUUCUGUUGUUGUGUUUCAUUCUGUUCCAGCCACACCACAGAAACCGCAGCAGAAGGGAGACGCGCUGAGAAGCCGCAGCAAACAAAACGAAGCGCUUUUUUGCCGGGGCGGGGAAAUUGCGGAUUUACAUUUUUGAAGUCCGAAAAGAAAAACUGGUCGGGUCCGGAGGGACCCGGCCAUGUCUGGAUACGGCCCGCCAGACGACCGACUGCACCUACCCCCCCCUUUUCGGUAUCGGAAAGGGGGUCCUUCUCAAGAAGGAGGGCCAUAAAGAAAAAAAACCUUCUCAAGAAGGAGCAGCAAUCCUUUGCAGCUUUCUUGUCCCUAUAUUUAUUGGAUUAGCAGCCGCAGCGAAACAGUUUACGGGUUGCGUCCAUACACCUACAGGUACGAGCGCGUGCGUAAGAAGAGACCAGACCAGAGUGUAUUCCGGCGGCAAGGAUUGCGUCGUCUACGAGUGGGAUGUCGAAUCACGAAAGAAAGUUCGUUUCUCGGGCAGCCCCCGCGAGUAAUCCUAAUCUGCUUACAAUUGUGUGUAUAUAUAGACCUGAAAGUGAUGUUGGCGGGAGAACACCAACGUCGGACGUCAACUUGUUGCCCGAAAUUUUAAGUACAAUAUUUCAACUUUCACUUUUCAAAAAUGCGUCGUGGUAACCAACGGUACUUACAGAAUGAAUAAACGAACACAACAGUUUUGCGUGCGGUGGACAUCAUGCUGAGGUGCUUGAUGUAGCGUUUUGCGAGGCCCUGCAGCUCUUGGUCAGUGUCGGGGGGGAUAGCUUGGUUCGAGUCUGGGACCCUCGCGUUUUCACGAAUCGUUGCAUUCGGGAACUCGCGGGGCACCAGCGCGGCGCCCGCAUUACUGGCGUGGUGGUCGAUGGCACGAACGUAUUCACCACCGGCACCGACAAGCUCGUCAAGCUCUGGGAUCUGCAGCAUUUUGCGUGCCUUGACACGUACUUGGGGCACACCGAAGCUGUCACGUGCAUCGACUUGAAUCAGACCAGCAGGCCGAUCACAGGAAGCGCCGACAAGUCUGCGAGACUUUGGAAGGUACUUGUUUACUUCUUUGACCGCAUUAGAAAAGACAUGAAAUAGCAAUGCGCCAGAUCGCACGCACUCAGACUCUACUAUACGCUUGGACCAUUCUUGCUACGUAACUAUAUAAUUUUUUGUGGCAAAAACAAAAACUGUACGAUUUCGCAGACUACACAAGAUUCGCACUUGCUCUUCGCAAAGCACACGAGUUCUGUAGAUGCAGUCUGUGCGCUGCAGAGUAGUGCCUACGCUAGUGGCGGAAUGGACGGCCACCUGCAUCUCUGGUCCGCAGAAAGUAGCAAGCCCAAGGCGUCAUUCGAAAACGCGCACGGCGGCAUGUGGAUUAGCAGUCUCGGAUGCGUGCGCCACAGCAACUACCUUCUAUCUGGCAGCAGCGAUGGCUACCUCAGGUCCUGGAAAAUCCGAGAAAAGAGUGCCGGCGUAACAGGUGACGACGUAAUAAAGCAGCAGAAGCUGGAUUCUGGUGCGGCGACUGCGUGCAAUGGUCGAAGGAAUAAGAGCGUGCAGACCAAGCAGACGCUCGUUCCACAAGAAGCGAUUCCCGUAGCGGGCGUGGUGAAUCAAAUCGUCGAAAGCGAAAGUUUCUUCAUCUGUGCGGUUGGUAAGGAACCUCGGCUAGGGCGGUGGGAAACGCUCAGAAGCUGCAAGAACGGUAUCUGUUUGGUUCGCAAGCGGCAUGACUGA